Molecule: messenger RNA, 917 nt
Organism: Malania oleifera
Lineage: Eukaryota; Viridiplantae; Streptophyta; Magnoliopsida; Santalales; Ximeniaceae
Exons: 2
Coding region: 226-573 (115 amino acids)
Source: RefSeq, a predicted model, not a curated record
GCUUUCAUAGCACAAUCGCCUAAUCCACUCCAACCCAUUUGCAACUCAAUGAGAUACCUUUCCAAUUUGCACCACAAAAAUUUAUUCCAUAUUUAAUUACUUCUUUAGUUUUGAUGGGCACUUUUUUGUACGUUCCAAUUCCUCUGCCAGUCAUUGGCAUAUUAGCUCUCUCUCUCUCUCUCUCUCUCUCUCUCUCUCUCUCUCUCUCUCUCUCUCACAUCAGCCAUGGACGCCAGAGCUCUACCGAUUCUAGUUCUGUUCAUCACCCAAUUUGCAGUUGCUUCAGUGUCCCAUGCAGCAGCGGAGCCGACGUCAGUUCAACCGCCAACCGGGAGGCUGCGGCCCGCGGGGCAAACGGAGUACCGGGUGUUCAAGGGAGCCAACGCAACCGGCGACUCGCUGCUGCCGGCGACGGCCUUCCAGGUGUGCGCGCGGUGCAAGUGCUGCGGCGCCGGGGUAUGUACCGAGGUCCCUCAGUGCUGCUACGGCAUCCAGUGCGAUCUCCCCGAUAAACCCUACGGCGUCUGCGCUUUCGAGCCCUUGACCUGCAACUGUACCUCUUGCCCUAGCUAGUAGCUUGCUCAAGCUUCUUCAAGAAGAAGAAGAGGAAGAAGAAAAAGUAAUUCGGAAAGUUGCGGAUAAGAAUUUCGAGAUAAGUCGCUAUAAUCACGUUCUUUGUAAAUGAUAAAUCAGAUAUGAGACAGAAUAAGUUUUAUAGUCGGUCCAAUUUAGUUCUUGGUGAUUGAUUUUAGAGUUUCGAUUUCUUGGUGGAUCAAAUUUGUGUUUAAUUGAAUAUAAGGUUGCUUAAUGGGUCGUGGGGGUGUGUAUGUAUUUAUAUAUAUAGAUAUGGUUUAUAAGUUUUCUUCUUGAAGAGAGUAAAGAUUGAAGUGGGGAAUUGGGCUGUACCCUUUUUUAAA